GUUGCGUGCAAGUGAACUCUCCCCAGCUCGUACCCUACACUAGCGGCGUUCUAGUUACCGAAGGAUGUGCGUAUCGUCGACAACCAGAUCGUGGUCGAAUCUCGCCGUGAUUUUCCUUUGGCCGGCCGGCCGGCGACGCCCGUCGUGAUUUCAAUUUGUCCUUGAUCCCAAUGCCGGACGAGAUGACCCGGACUCCAACGGCUACCACGGCCGCGCACGCACCAAACCAAACGCGUCGCGUCGGUGGACGGCGCCGCCGCGCCCACGUGGGCCCGUCCCAUCCGCCCGUUCCCGGCGGGGCCCACCCGCCGUCAACGGUCGGAUUUCUCGUCACAUCGGCUGCCCCACCGCUCCAUUUCAGACAGCGGCGCCUUGCUCCACCGCUCCAUUUCAGACAGCGGCGCCUCCCCCCUUCCGGCUCUGUCACGAGUCGAAAGCACCUCGCGCCUCCACGCCGAGGGUUUCCUCCUCCCCACCCGCGUCGAAGCAUCCACUACCCGAACGGCGGCUGCGGCGGGCCGCCACCCCACCUCGCCGCCUGCGACUCCCCUACCGCCCACUGGCCGUCUCAACACCCCUUUCAGCAACUCCCCUGCCGCCGCCGACCCGUGAGUUGCGACUUGCAGGUAUUACUCGAUUUGCAGAGUGCGGAGGUUUUGUGGCCAUAAAAGGUUACAUUCGGGACAACAAGGUUUCUAAGUGAAGUUGGUAAUAAAGCACCUCCAAAGCUAUCUGCUGUUAUUGCCUAUGGCAACCAACGAGAAUCUGCCACCAAAUGUUAUCAGGCAAUUGGCUAAAGAACUGAAAAAUCUUGAUGAGUCACCUCCAGAAGGGAUUAGUGUUAUUGUCAAUGAUGAUGAUUUCACCACUAUUUUUGCUGAUAUUGAGGGCCCUGCUGGAACUCCAUACGAAAACGGAGUAUUCCGGAUGAAGCUAUUAUUGUCUCACGCCUUCCCUCAAUCUCCUCCAAAAGGAUUCUUCUUGACAAAAAUUUUCCAUCCAAACAUAGCAACUAGUGGUGAGAUAUGUGUAAACACACUGAAGAAGGAUUGGAAUCCUGGUCUUGGAUUAAGACAUGUUCUUCUGGUAGUGAGAUGCCUUCUGAUCGAACCAUUUCCUGAAUCUGCGCUUAAUGAACAAGCUGGGAAGAUGUUACUUGAAAACUAUGAGGAAUAUGCACGGCAUGCAAGGUUAUACACUGGCAUCCAUGCCCUUAAACCUAAGAAUAAGUCCAAGACUGGAGCAAUUUCGGAGUCAACCACAGCUCUGAAUGUGGACAAGUCUAGUAUUGCUUCCAGUGAGAACACACUAUCAGCGCCAACAGCAGUAUCUACCUCCACUGCAACCAGAGCUUUUGGCACGAACUUGCAGGAUCAGAAUGCUACUGUUUCUGAUCCUGCCCUAGGAGCGCCAGCACCUCGAAAGGAUGAUGCGCCGCUUGCUUCCAAAGUUCCAGUGGAUAAGAAGAAGAUGGAUGCUAGGAAGAAGAGUUUGAAGAGAUUAUAGGCAACAAACAUCCUUGGGAGGACGGGGACUUGGGGAGGUGGUCAGUGGGCAGUUGUAAUUUAGAAUUCAAAUUUCUUCGCAUGUGCCGGAUUCAGCAGAUGCAUAGUGAAACUUGGGGGGGGGGGGGGGGAUAUGUCGAGAGGCAUCUGAUGAACUGCCUUUCGGGAGAAGGGGUGCCUGUGUGCGGGGUCCUUCGGGGCAAAAGUUGUAUGGCAAUGUCCAUCGUUGGAAAGAACACUUGCCUCUUUUUCUUUUCUUUC
This is a messenger RNA of Phragmites australis (common reed), 1766 nucleotides long. Its product is annotated as ubiquitin-conjugating enzyme E2 22-like. Bases 748 to 1506 code for a protein of 252 amino acids. The transcript has 7 exons. The record is from RefSeq and is a predicted model, not a curated record. NCBI's taxonomy places the organism in Eukaryota, Viridiplantae, Streptophyta, Magnoliopsida, Poales, Poaceae.